UGUAUGAUCCAAAUAUCUUCAAAAACUCUUUAAUGUAGGAACUUUAAACACUGUGGUGUUAAGAGAUAUAUUUGGGACUGUAGUCGUCUAACUGGAUACUGUAUUAUCACAGCAUUAUGAAUGUAGCCUACUUUUAAAAUGUGAAAUCAAAAAUUCAAAGCGAUGAAGUUACUGUCAAAAUGAAAAAUUCUUGUUAGUAGGCUGUGAUAGUUUUCUUUCUCUCGGGAGCUGGUGCUUCUCAGGGGGGCGGUGCACCUCUCCAGACCCCUCCCGCCCCCAAACCCCCCUCACACACUGUGACCAGCAGCCAGACAGUCAGACAGGCAGGCAGGCAGCCUCCUCACUACAACCGACAGCACUCACCACCGCAGUCACAGCAGCAUCUCAUGCCUUCAGCUGCUCCGGGAUAGACAGCGGUCCAUCUGUCCGUCCGUCGGUCAGUCAGUCUAGUCAAGCAGUCAGGAGGGUGGAAGCCUGAAGCUCCCAGGUGAAGAUGCUGGAAAACGGGAGGAAGGUGUUCAAGGAGGGUCUGCUGGAGAAGCGGAGCGACGGGCUGCUGCAGCUCUGGAAGAAGAAGCACUGCGUCCUGACCGAGGACGGCGUGCUGCUGCUGCCGCCCAAGCAGCACGACCACCCGCAACACCAUCAGCCGCACCACGGCGGCGGGGACACGGGCAAAGUCAAGGAGCUGCACUUCGCCAACAUGAAGACGGUGGACUGCGUGGAACGGAAAGGCAAGUACGUCUACUUCACGGUGGUCAUGACGGAGGGGAAGGAGAUCGACUUCAGGUGCCCGCAGGACGAGGGCUGGAACGCGGAGAUCACCUUGCAGAUGGUCCAGUAUAAGAACCGGCAGGCGAUCCUGGCCGUCAAGUCCACCCGGCAGAAGCAGCAGCUGCUCGUCGUGCAGAUGCCCGGCCAGAAGACGGUCCGCAGCUCGCCGAACGUUGCGUGACCUGCGGCGAGUCCCGCGGACAUUGGUGCGCCAUCAGCGGUUAAUUGGACACUCAGCUGGAGGAUGAAUAUCGACCCGGGCUGCACCUCCCCCUGCCGUUUCACCAUCGAGCUCCAUUCUCCAGGAGAGCCCCUCUUCCAUGUAGUGGUUUCCACAGACCAGUGCCCUGUCCCUUUUCAAUACAGAGACUUAUUUCACAAAAGACUGAUGGACAAAAAGCAUGUGAGAAAACAACUGUAUUCUACCGUGCAAUGGGUUUAUCCCUUAUUUAUUAGAUGUGUAUAUAUCUUUUCUAUAAAAAUGUUAUGUUGUUGAUGAAUGUUCAGUGUGGUUGUUGCUAGAGUGGAACAGGAAAUACUUGCUCUGAGGUUUAUAGCCUACAAGUUAUUCAUAAAGUCCAUAUAAGCUUUCAUAUGUAGUUAUCUUAGGAUGGUUGCUGUAGGUUAGUUAAAUCAUUAUCGGUAAAAAUGUGUCAUUGUCCAUGUUUUCAUUUGUCAACUGAACCAAAGAAUCAUUUCAUUACAUUUCUCUCUUGUGCAGUGUUACACCUCAGAAUAUACUAUACUAAAGUACCAUAGAUAGUGUAUAUGAUGAGAUACCUGCUCGACCUAUACUUAAGUUGUUUUAACUUCUUGAUUUAUGAAUUGCUACAGAACAGUUAGUAUUGUCAUUGUGUACAUCAAUAAUUUUCCCUAAUUUUAUUUAGCUGCAUUCAUAGAUACAAAAGCUAUUUCUUGCUUUCUGGUGAGUCUUAAAUCUGAGUAAGAUACCAGUUUAUUACCCUCAGUUUGCUUUCAGUGGUUACAGAGAAGAGCCUAGCUGUAGCACGUAACUAACAUGCACCUGGGGAGUUUUUGUAAUAUUGACAAUUUUCAGAAGCUGAGUUGCUCCAAAGACAGUUUCAGUGGUCGCAUUAAAUUCUAGUGGGUGGAAACAAAUAGCCACCGUUUUUCUGGUACAGUAACAUAAAACUGAAACUCAAAAAUAAUCACUAAAGGAAACCGAAAUGGCUCCAAACUAUUUUUGCACUACAUAUCCUGCACUUCCAACAAUGGCCACUAUGCCAAAAUUGUCUUAAAUCCUAGCGCUGUUUCUGGGCACCUAGCGAAAUCACAACAUCAAAUCUAGCACUGCUGCAAGGUCCCGUAUCUUCACUAUCGCUUGGAAAAUGAUGGCUCAAUUUGUUUUGUAGAAGCGAGCUAACUUCUCCAGUAGGCUGCAAGGCCCCAUAACUGCAAAACAGCAAGGGCCUGAAAGUUUUGUUCACAAAAUAAACUUGUUUUUCAACUUUUUUAGCUUGUUAGCUAGUUGCUUAUCCUCUAAUAUCAUAAAUACAGUGAACUUUGUAUUUUGACUUGACUUGCUGUCUGGCAAUUCAAUGUUACCAACUUGAACUUGCCAACUACAUCUAUUUAUGUUUACUACAACCAGUCUGAUUAUUUCUGUCUCUGUAGCAGCUCUGCCUCUGACAAAUGAUCAUGAAACCGUCUCUCUAAUCUGCAAGUUAUAUAUUUUAAGGCAUGAGAUGAUAAUAACACUUACAAUGUGAUUAUUGUGAAACUUCUGAAGGUGAUGAUAUGAAAACAGGGCAACAUUUAGUGGAACGCGACAGUCUCAGAAAUUGCCUCUAUUGUACAUUUCAUAACAGAGGGAUGUCUUGCUGUCAGGAAGCAUUUUAUUUCGCUGUGGCACAUUUUGUUUCCUGUUUGCUGGAAGUGUUUCCCACUGCUUUCCCCUCUUGCCAGUGUAUCACCGCCAAACCAACACAUGCCUCCGUGUUGCUGUCAUCUUUCACACAGGGUAAUAGCUGUGCCCUUUAUCUAAUGCAACUGGUGUGAUGCUUCUCUGACAUACCUUCCUGUUGCCAUCAUUACACACACAGUUAUAGCUGUGCCCUUUGUAGCCACUGUCCACUUUCUUAUUUCAACGUGAGAUCUAUUUUCAUACCUUGAAAAGAUACAUUCCAUUAAAAAAAAAACAAAAACAAACAAACA
Lates calcarifer (barramundi perch) is the source of this 2949-nucleotide messenger RNA. RefSeq names its product pleckstrin homology-like domain, family A, member 1 (gene phlda1). Lineage: Eukaryota; Metazoa; Chordata; Actinopteri; Centropomidae. The coding region runs from base 494 to 955 and encodes 153 amino acids. Gene Ontology annotation, molecular function: phosphatidylinositol phosphate binding. The record is from RefSeq and is a predicted model, not a curated record. The transcript is spliced from 2 exons. Gene Ontology annotation, biological process: positive regulation of apoptotic process.